Messenger RNA from Brassica rapa (field mustard), 3409 nucleotides. RefSeq lists its product as uncharacterized. The record is from RefSeq and is a predicted model, not a curated record. NCBI's taxonomy places the organism in Eukaryota, Viridiplantae, Streptophyta, Magnoliopsida, Brassicales, Brassicaceae.
UUCGGGUUCGUUUUCGGGUCUUUUUGAGAUUUCGUGUUCAGUUCAGAUCUUUGAGGAUUUGGUUCGGAUUUGGAUAACCAAUUUAAAUAUGUUUGGUUUAAAUAUUUGGAUUGAGAAUUAUAAUUAUUUAAGUAUUUUUGGAGUUUUGAGUAUUUUUUAACUAUUUAAGAUAUUACGUUUGAUUAUUUGUAUAUAUUUUCAAGAAUUUAUGCGAACUUAAAAGUCUCAUAUAUAUUAUGGAUGUUCUUAUAUUGAUUAAAUCUAAAAAUAAUUAAUACAUAUAAGUAUAUAAAUCUAUUUUGGAUACCCAAAAUACUACGGUUCGGAUCGAAUUAGGUUUCAGUUCUUCAAAUACCAAAAUUUUGAAUAAUUUGGAUAUUUAAUCAAUUCUGGUUCGGAUUUAGUACUAUUUAUUCAGAUUGGAAUCGGUUUGAUUAUUCGAAUUCGAGUUUUUUGUCCAACCCUAAAUAGUGACAUAAAAAUCAAGUAGCAUCAUAUUUUUAAAACAAAUACAUCUGCACGGGCGUGCGGGUCAAAAUCUAGUUUAUAAUUAUGCUUUAGGCCACAAAAUAUAUUGGGACGGCACUGCUGGGAAGAAUGUUUUAUCGCUAUGGAUGGCCUAAGCAGCUUUCUUGUUUCAUGCAAUGCAUAGCCAACUAUGGCUUUUGACAGUGACCGGUUAUCAUGUCAAUAAAAAUUGUGGUGGAAUAAAAUGUAACGCCCCGAUCACCUACGGCUAACGGGCCUCUUAUAUUCGCUCAUUCGGUUUGUGGAUUCCAUCUCGUUUAAUGGGUAGUGCGUUAUUUUUUCUUAAUACCCGAAAGUCUUGUUUAUUGACCCUGCAAUCACCAAAUAACCUUUCCUCGUACUUUGGUCUUACUUACACGGUAUCGCAAAUCACUUUUGAUAGGUCAUCUAUCCUUUUAGUAUUUCAGUUCAAGCACGCUUAACUCUAGAAUUCUAAACAGAUGUGUGACGAAAAAAGUAAAUAUACUUUGGUGACAUAGGUAGCCAAAUCAAUUCUCUUAAGCCUUCAAACAUAUACCACAAACCGGAAUGUUACAAUUUACCCCCUCUCAAAGAAUGCAACGUCUCCGUUGCGCCCCAUGGAUCGUUAUUCAUGUUAGUGUGAGCCCUCACUUACUCCACACUCGUCUGGAUUUGGUUCUAAUAUCACUUGUAACGUUCUGAUCGUCCACGGUUAAUAGGCCUCCUACACUUGCUCACUCGAUCUGUGGGUCCGAUCCCGUCUGACAGGCAAUGCAUUAAUUUUCUGAAUGCUUGAAAGGUUUGUUUAUUGACUCUGUAAUCACUACAUGACAUUUUCCCGUGCUUUAGUUUUACAUGGUAUCGCGAAUCACUUUCCGAUAGGUCACAUAUUCUUUUAUUAGUCCAGCUUAAGCACGAUUAAUUCUGGAGUUCUAAACUAAGGUGUGACGGAAAAAAGUAAGUUCACUUUAGUAAUAUAUGUAACCAAAUCAAUUCUCUUAAACCUUCUAGCAUAUACUAUAAACCGGGAUGUUACAUGACUAUCGACAUAUCAAUUUAGUAUUAGUAUGAGUUAACCAUGACAAUUUCAAGACAGGCAAAACAAAAUGGUGAUCAAAGCAUUCCAUUAACCUACUAUUAUAUGAAAGCCUUUAUAAUAGUUCAACUGGACUUUAUUAUAAACGCUCAUAAUCGGGCUUACUACUGUGUCCCGUCCCGUUGUACUUCUACAUCUCAAUCAGAGAACUUUAACAAAUUACAAUUGGUUUCCCUAUUCGCUUAAUAUUGUAAGAGCAUCAAAUACUUAAAACUCUAUUGAGUUUGGCUGUAAUUAGAUCACUCAUUUUUGAAAUAUAAUGUUGUUGAAUGAAAUGAUAAUUCCAUCAAUUCCACACACACAAAAAAAAAUUUACAACAGCUGCAACUUGGUAAAUACUUUAGGAAUCGAUAGAAUAAAAAAAUGGGAUAAUUGAAUGGAAUACAUUAAAAUAUAUUUAAAAAAUCAUUUAUUCAUUCAUCAUCAAAUUUGUUAUAAAAUGAUUUUAUUUGCAUUAUUGAUUUAUUUAUAUAAUUAAUGCAAUGAGUAUUCUAUUUCAUUUCAUUGAUAAAAUACGUCAUUUCAUAUUAUUUCAUUCCAAAUAUUGAUGAUUCAAUUACAGACAUUACGAUUUAAUUAAAAUUAAACAGAAAUUAAAUAGAAUAAAUCUAUUAUAUUUUUCGAUUACAUUUCAAUCAUUUUAUUCCAGUCAAGAUAAAUGGUCAAAAAUCCUUGCAAAUAAUAGAAUAUGUAAUCUCAUAUUAUUUCAUUCCAAAUAUUGAUAAUCCAGUUGUAUUCAAAUCAAAACAUUCCAGUUUUGAUGAACAGUAAAUGGAAUGAAUCUAUUCAAUUGUUUUAGUACAAUGUACAUUGCAUGCAUUUUAUUCUAUUCCUAUUUAUUCAAUUUAUUACUUUUUAAGUUUACCAUUUACAGACAAAGGGUUGGAUAUUCAGUUGGUGAGUUGUCAAUGAAACAACAUCUCAGCCGCACGAUCUACUGUGUUCUAUGAACCGAACCGAAUGUACGGCUGUCUGUUAAGCCCAUAUUCACUUAACGGACCAAAGCCCUUAACAAUUGCGCUUGAUCGAGAUUCAAAAACAAUUUAAUAUUUAAAUUGAACUCUCGAGACGAAACUGAAUCGCUCAUCACUCCUUCUCAAACCUCAAAAUUGCAGUGGAGGCGCAACGGUCAUUUCGAAAGAUGGUGAGGAUCAAGCGAACCUAUACUACACCGAAGACGACGACGAUUACCAAGAGAAGAAAGAAGCUCGCUAAGGAAGAAGAAGAAGACGAUACACCUCUCACAGGCAUCUUCUGUCUUAAACAAAGACAAGACAUGAAGAUCGCCGAGGAGAAAGAGGAUUGCUUUAUCCUCGAUUUCGAUCCCAACGAUUCGUUUGACUCAGAGAAGCUCUCCUCCUCUGAGAACCCAGAAAGUGACGAUGACGUGGCGAUUGUCCAUGAGAAAGGCCAGGUAGCUUGUAGGGAUUACCCACACCCAAGGCAUCUCUGCUUGAAAUAUCCAUUUGGAUCAACCAAUCACCAACUCCAUUGUAACAACUGCUACUGUUAUGUAUGUGAUGUGGCUGCGCCUUGCCCACAUUGGACGCCUGUUGCUUACGAAUCGCAUUGUGAAGCAUCGGCGGAAAGAAGGUGGAACCGUUUACGGGAGCUUCACCGCAAGUGAACAGGAGUGUGGCUGCUCGCCUUUGUAAACACCAAACAACAAGUGAAGGACUUUCUGAUGGAGUUUGGGGGUUUCCAAUGGCAGAAGCUUAAGAUUGAUGAAUAUUAUAUAUUGAAUAUUGUAUGUAACUCAUCCCUAUCUCUAGCUGAAUAUUAUGCUUAAUAAAUGAAUAAAACCUCAUUUCUGCUUUACCUUAA